AGCAGGAGUGGUACUUACCAAGAUUAUAACGUCUCAUGUCCUCAAAGUCAUCGGGAUUUCCAGUCAAGGCUGUUAAAAAGACAAUUUCUUAUCGAUAAAAAUGUUUUGCAACUUUAUUGAUUACAAAGUAUGCACUCCAAGUAACAGGGAAAAAGGAUAUUGUGAAAAUACAGCUAACUUUUACUUUUCCUUUAAGAAAGUUAGUGACGAAUAAUUCAUAAAUUCAAUGAAAGGGAGAAUCAAGGAUUAGAAGACACAUACAACUUUUGAAAUGGAUUAUAACCAUACAAAUGGAACUGGUGGUUGGUUUACGAACACCUCUUUUCAAAAUUUGACCAGGAAUGAUUCUGAAAGUGAAAUCUUCUUUCUUCAUCGGACUCCAUUUUUUAUUUCUUCUGGACCAGUGUUUGAUGAGGUUAGCCACAACUUUAUGACAUCUGUGUUGCUACCUUCCCUUGUGUACGUCAGUAUUCUGCUUCUUGUUGGUAUUCCAGGAAAUCUCAUGGUUGUUUAUGUGUACUCUUUACAAUGGCCAGGGUGUGCAAGCACAUCACGAGUGUUUAUUUUAGCAUUGGGAUGUUAUGAUUUACUCAAUUGUUUAUCAUCUUUAACGACAGAAAUUGUGCUUCUAUCUCGUUUCCUGGAUUUUGACUUUCCAGUUUGGUGUAAACUAUCAAGAUUUGUGACAGCUUCUAUUAACAGUGGCUCCACAUUUAUUCUCGUUGCCAUCGCAACGGACCGCUUCCUUAGGAUCUGUAGGAUACACAAGGACCCGAUCUCAGUGGAUCUGGCCAGGAACCUCGUUAUCAUUUCUAUAUUCUUUGCUGCCAUGACGUCAUGGCCUGCGCUGCUACUUUAUGGCACGUUUACGGUGACAUUUCCACUGAAACAAUUCAUAUAUAUUAGAGGAAAAACUUGUUUAAUAUCAGACAGUAUGACAGAAACGAUAUAUCCUUUAAUAUUUGUAAUAUUUUUGCUCUCUUCUCAUUUUAUGGUCGAUUUAGUUCUCAUUAUCCUAUAUUCUUUCGUUGGACAAGCAGUUUUCCGCCAACAAAAGUUCCAAAAGUCUGUAAAAACAAAAUCUGUUGCAGGCAAGGUUCCCAAAGCCGAAAAUGAAAACAAGGUAGAGGCAUGGCAGACUAGCUUUACAGCAGACGACUUAGAGAAAAACCCACAACCGCUGAAGCAAUCAAGAGCAAGAACAUCAAAUAGAAUCUCCUUUGUGUUUUGGAAAAAAUUAUCCCUGAAUUCUAAAAAAGCGAAAUUGAACAAUAAACUUUCAAGUCCAGACAAGGAAUUAAUGAAAGAACUUAAGGACUCGUUAAAAACUCGCUCGUCGACAGAUUCAAACGCUCCCAAGUCCAAAAGGAAGAUUCAUGCGGGAAAGACCACGUUAAUGCUAUUCCUGGUCACCUUACUGUUUAUUUUAUCGUUCUUACCUUACUCCAUAGUCGUUAUUCUACGAUACACGGAUCCAGAAUUCUACACCCGUUUGACCGCUGUGGGUAAAGGAGUGUAUAAUGUCGUACUUCGUUCAUACUUUCUGAAUUCUGUUGUGAAUCCCGUUGUGUACUGCUUCAUCAGUAAACAGUUCCGAAAACGAAGCAAAGACGCUCUCCGUUCUCUUCUGUGCUGUGAACGCUAUCAGUAGUCAUCAAUGAUACGUGUGCGUCAAUUAUUGUAACGUGACAAACAUAUUGAGGUUAAACUGAUACCUGAAUUUCAAGUUAAAAACCCAACCUAUUUAUUGACGCCAUACGCGUUAAAGAUUUUUAAGUCAGGGAUUUUAUUCAUUCGACAAGGUAUCGAGAGAUUGAAAUGAUCUUGAAAAUACUUUUUAUUUUAGUGCUAAUUCAUAAAGAUAUAACGAUGAUAAUGGAUAACAUAAAGGGGUGCAAUGCAUCGAUUGUCCUGAUGUCGACUAAAGAAAAUACACCACUUUCAAGAAUUCAUAAUACAUGUACAUGUACAUCAUAUUGAUGACUUACAAAACCUCCUAUAUUAAGGUGAAUAGUUAUGCACGAAUCUAGAUAAUGAAUAGCAUUGCUUUAAAGAUACAUUAUACUAUUUUGUAUUUUUAAGAAGAUUUUUGUGAUUGAA
Molecule: messenger RNA, 2100 nt
Organism: Saccostrea cuccullata (small rock oyster)
Lineage: Eukaryota; Metazoa; Mollusca; Bivalvia; Ostreida; Ostreidae
Product: cholecystokinin receptor type A-like
Exons: 2
Coding region: 272-1651 (459 amino acids)
Biological process (GO): neuropeptide signaling pathway
Cellular component (GO): plasma membrane
Molecular function (GO): neuropeptide receptor activity
Source: RefSeq, a predicted model, not a curated record